GUCCCAUAACCUACAUACGCUGUUCCUAUCAAGUCCACAUUACCCGGCACUCCGUCAUCUCCUGUAUACAAGAUCAGAUGUUAUUUAGUGGCAGUAUAGCGGAGUUGAGUUGACUUUGUGAGUUUCAAUUUGCACGCCGAGGAAGUGAAGACCAAACCUAGCUGAGCUGGUAGCCAGGCACACACCAGUGACUGGAUGCAAUUCACCGGUUUCUGCAGGAAAGGACCGAUUCUGAGCUGCAAGAAACUGGAAAAACACUGGUUUAUGCUGGUGUGCCAGGAUUGUCCGAAACGUUUCGCCUGACAGGUACAGCUUGGGUCAAAUUAGGUUCGAGAUGAACGAUCCUCCACAUAAAACUCUACCGGAACGGACAGUCCUCAACGAGGGCACGGAAGAGGAAAUAGGAUGUUACGGGUACAAACAGAGCGCGGGCAGAACGAUAUUGACAUAUCUUGGAAUUUUCUGCAGCGGAGGUUUGCUGCUGCUCAUAUUUUAUUGGAAGCCAGAAUGGUCCCUGAAAGCACAGUACAUCAGAUGCUCACUACGAGAAGCAGAAGCCGUUCUUCUCAAGGAUAUAUAUAGAAGAUGGCAUACAGCCAAAGUGGAGAGAACAAACGUCGAACUCCCCGACGAUUCAACAUUCCAGAAACGUAAAUACCCACAUAAGACACCGCCAUCUAAUACCCCAACAGAACCAUUGGAUGGGGAUUUCAAAGAAAAAGGCGUCAAUGGCUCAAUGGAAAAAGUCAAUACGCAUGCAACGCAUGUCGCGAAUUCUCAACAAGAGGUGCAAAUAUUCAGCGAUGAAAAACAGAAGAUUAAAUUCUUCCGAUACCAGAAACUGAAAUAUCUAUGGGACCCAUAUGAGGAGAAUUUUUACAAAUUGAGAGGUUUGGAUAUUGAUACGCCAUGCAGUGAUUUCUACAGUAAAUACAAUGGAAUGUCAUUACAGCAACAAGAUAAAAGGCGAAAUCUUUACGGAGAAAAUCUUAUUGGAAUCGAACUAAAGCCGAUCUUUCUGCUAUUUAUAACAGAGGCCAUGAAUCCCUUCUAUAUCUUUCAAUUAUACAGUGUGUUACUAUGGAUUAUCGGUUACCAGUAUAUCUAUUUUUCAGUCGCCAUUUUGGUAAUGUCCAUGGUAUCUAUCAGUUUGACAGUGUACAGUACACGAAAGCAAGCUGUGACGCUACGACAGAUGGUAGAAUCGUCUACAGAUGUAACUGUGUGGAGAGGAGGCGAUGUUUACGAUGUCAUAUCAGAACGAGACUUAGUUCCUGGUGAUGUCAUCACACUUCCGUUAAAGGGAUGUGUGAUGACGUGUGACGCAGUACUGGUUGCUGGAUCCUGUAUAGUUAAUGAGAGUAUGCUUACCGGUGAAUCCGUUCCGAUUACAAAAACUGCACUUCCACCUGAAGAAUUCGGAAUACUCAACACCGAAACGCAUAAAAGGCAUAUAUUAUUCUGCGGAACUGAUGUCAUUCAAUGUCGGCGUGGACCGGACACCUACGUGAGGGCUGUUGUCCUUCGGACAGGAUUCUCGACUUCAAAAGGCACCUUGGUCCGGUCUAUCUUGUACCCUAAACCCAUGGACUUCAAAUUAUACCGUGAUGCAAUGCGUUUUAUUGGUGUGCUGGCAAGUAUCGCUGCCAUUGGAUUUGUUUUAAUUAUCACUGUGAAAAUAAUGAAAAAGGCCACCGUAAAGGAUAUCAUCAUCAAAGCCUUGGAUAUCUUCACAAUUGCGGUUCCACCAGCUCUGCCCGCAGCCCUGACUAUUGGUAUGGUGUUCGCUCAAAGACGGCUGAAGAAGAAAGGCAUAUUUUGCAUCAGUCCACAGAGAAUUAACGUUAGUGGUACCCUGGAUGUGGUAUGCUUUGAUAAGACUGGAACUCUAACUGAAGAUCAUCUGGAACUGCUUGGCGUUGCUCCAAUAACAUCUGAAAGUCUAAUUGCUGCUAUGCCAGAAAAGUUUUCGCCUGACAAAGAAGGUUCAAGCUUUGUGUUAAUCGAAGAUCCAAGUAAACUUCCAAGUGGUCCAGUACUUCAUUGCAUGGGUGCAUGUCAUUCUAUCACCCUCAUUGACGGGGAACUAAGGGGAGAUCCUCUUGAUCUUCAGAUGUUUGCUGCAACAAAAUGGCAUCUGAAAGAGCCAAAGGAAGGUGAAGAGACAGAUUUCAGAACUUACAUGCCAACCAUCGUGCGACCAAUGCCCUGGCCUGGUGAGACGCCCGAAGGUGAAGGACACGAUGGCCCAUCUUCAGCACAAGAAGAUCACGGAGACCAGCCUGAGAUUGGUAUUCUUCGUCAGUUUACGUUCUCAUCUGCUUUCCAAAGGAUGAGUGUGAUAACUCAAGCUAAAGGAUCCAAUAAUCUCGUCAUUUAUGUGAAAGGUGCCCCCGAGAAAGUGGCGGCUCACUGUGAUAACCUGACCGUUCCCGAUGAUUUCCAAGAGGUUUUACAGGAAUAUACUCACCAGGGAUUGCGAGUGCUGGCAAUAGCAUACAGAAUUCUAGAUGAAAGUAUUACUUACAGUGAUGCACAACGGAUAACCAGAGAGCAAGUUGAGAGCGAUUUGACAUUUCUUGGAUUACUAAUUAUGCAAAACACCUUAAAACCUGAGACGAACCCUGUAAUCGCACAAUUGUCAAAAGCACGCAUCCGUACUGUUAUGGUAACAGGUGAUAACAUUCUGACCGCCAUCCACGUAGCUCGUAAAUGUGGAAUGAUUGACGAAAAGGAGACUGUUGUGCGCAUUGAUGCUCAUGCACCAACUUCCGAUGAGGGCUCUUCCAUUCAAUACACCAUUGUACGUGCGGAACUACAUGGACGCGCAUUCUGUAGGGCAAGUGAUUCAGAACAGUCUAAGAUCAGCAACGAGAACAGCGCCCUCGUUCUAGACGAUGAAGAGGAUUUUGAGAGUGUUAAAAUAACAAUGGAUGGAGAUGCGGAAAAGGUAGACCAUUCGACCUAUCACUUUGCAAUGGACGGGAAAACAUUCGCCGUUAUCAUGGAACAUUUUCCGGAUCUUGUUCCGAAGAUCGCCGUAAGGGGGACAGUAUUUGCACGCAUGUCACCAGACCAAAAAGCACAGUUGGUUGAAGCUCUACAGAGCCUAGAAUAUUAUGUCGGAAUGUGUGGAGACGGCGCCAAUGACUGUGGCGCUUUGAAGACAGCGCAUGCUGGGAUUUCUUUAUCCGAAGCGGAGGCAUCUGUAGCUUCACCAUUCACAUCUAGAACUCCAAACAUUGAAUGUAUCCCGACGCUGAUCAAGGAAGGACGCGCAGCUCUUGUGACGUCAUUCGGUGUAUUCAAGUACAUGGCGAUGUACAGCAUGAUUCAGUUUAUUUCUGUGAUCAUUCUAAACACGAUCCAAUCAUUCCCCGGCGACUGGAUGUUUAUGUACUGGGAUAUUGCUAUUACAACCACAGUAGCCUUAUUUGCUGGAAGAAAUGAAGCCUAUCCCAAGAUAGUUGCUAGAAAACCUCAAUCACAGUUAAUGGAGGCGCCUAUGAUCUUCUCUAUCGUCUGCAUGAUUCUUCUUCAAAUGUUAUGUCAAGUCGGUGGUUAUUUUUUCCUUACUACACGAGCAUGGUUUACACCACUAGAACCGAUCAUAGGCGAUAUGAACAUCCUGUGUUAUGAGAGUACAGUAGUGUUCUACAUUUCUGCGUUCCAGUACAUCAUUGUAGCAUUCCUGUUUUCGAAGGGACCCCCAUUUAGAAAGCCGCUAUAUACUAAUAUUCCAUAUACAAUUGGGCUCAUUAUAUUAACACUGUUCACGGCGUUCUUAGUAAUCUAUCCAACGAAGCCACUCGAAGAUUUCUUCAUGUUGAUGGACAUUCCUGAUUUACUGUUUCGUGUUCUUAUCUUAGCGCUAGCCCUUGCUAAUUUCUUAGCAGCUAUAAUAAUCGAGGUUUACAUCGCCAACAGCUCUUUUGUGAAAAAUCUCCUGACAUGCAAGAAGUGUAGAGGGAAGGAUACAUUACCUCGCUACAUGCAACUUCAAAAUGAAUUGUCAGAAGAUCAUCACUGGCCGCCGAUUACGCACAAAGAUAUGGAGGGUGUAAGGAACAGGCACGGGAGAGUGCCGCCGAACCCGAGGAUACCCCCUGCAUAUAUAUCCGAAUCCGCAUUCUAA
Saccoglossus kowalevskii is the source of this 4135-nucleotide messenger RNA. Its product is annotated as polyamine-transporting ATPase 13A3. Gene Ontology annotation, biological process: polyamine transmembrane transport; intracellular calcium ion homeostasis. Gene Ontology annotation, molecular function: ATP binding; ATPase-coupled monoatomic cation transmembrane transporter activity; P-type transmembrane transporter activity. Gene Ontology annotation, cellular component: late endosome membrane. The record is from RefSeq and is a predicted model, not a curated record. Lineage: Eukaryota; Metazoa; Hemichordata; Enteropneusta; Harrimaniidae.